Messenger RNA from Beta vulgaris subsp. vulgaris (sugar beet), 998 nucleotides. RefSeq names its product mediator of RNA polymerase II transcription subunit 30. Bases 257 to 808 code for a protein of 183 amino acids. The transcript has 4 exons. The record is from RefSeq and is a predicted model, not a curated record. Gene Ontology annotation, cellular component: mediator complex. NCBI's taxonomy places the organism in Eukaryota, Viridiplantae, Streptophyta, Magnoliopsida, Caryophyllales, Amaranthaceae.
GCCCGAUAUAUUUUUCCAUCCUUCCUAAUUACCAUUAGUGAUUUCCCACUAUGGUAUGUAUCUUACUGGAUAAUUUGCUGAUGAAUUUGUUCCACCGCUAGUCUUCGCUCUUCUCUCUCUCUCUCUUAAACACUACGUCACACACUCCCUGCCCCUUUGCCGUCCUCCGACCUUCCAGGCGCCAGAGCUGUCAACCAUCGGCAUCCCCUCUUCCCAGCCGCCACGACCUCACCAGUACAUAGUUUAACACACAAUAAUGGAAGACAAGGAAAUGGCUAUUGAAAACCAAAAAUCAACGAAGGAACUAGCAGCAGAAGGUCAGAAGCAUCUUGAAGAGACAGUUGAUGCUGCAUUUCAGAUCCUAUCGGCAAUGAACGAUGAGCUCUGCAGCCCAGCCUUGUGGUGUACAACUACCUCUUCCUCUGCUCUAAUUACUGAUUCCAGUACUGCUGCUGCUAUCACUGCUAAUGGGCAUAGUGAGGGCUCAAAUGGUGAUGUUUUGUCAGAUUCAAACAACCACUUAGAUAUGGGUGGUGGUGCUCUCGAAGAAGCUCGUCUUCAGUAUAAAUCUUCUGUGGCUUCUCUUCGUGCUGUUCUCAACUCCAUGCCUCAGUACCACAAGGAAGAUGUGGGUGCUUCUGGAUCACAGGACGAUGAAGCGGAAAUUGGGAAGCUAGAAGAGCAAGUAUCUAAGCUGAGGAUGGAGCUUGCAAAUAAGAAUAAGCACCUCAAGCAUCUUAUAGAUCAGUUUCGAGAUCUUAUCACUGAUUUAUCAACUUGGCAAAGUCCUUGUGCUGUUGCGAGAUAGCUUAUUAGGUACAUGUUUCCGUUGAAGUAGAGCCUCUAUCAUUAUUUUUGCCAUUGACUAGAAGAAACUGAAGUAAAUAGAAGACACGAGCUGACUUUGUACUAUCAAUUUUCUCAUAUAUGUAUACUUGGGAGGCAAUAAUUUAAUUGAGGUAUCCCCUUGUUACAGCAGCAAAUCUUACAUUCUACAA